AUGAUUUAUUUAUUUUUAUCACGUUCAUUAGUAUGGCCAUUGAAUAUAUUUGGAUCAAAUUUAAAUAAUAAAAAUACAUCGAUAUUAGAUGAUGAAUAUCAAAAAAAGAAAAAUCUUGAUGAAUCACCACCAUUAAUUUCAAAUAAAGAUCUUGCUAAAAAUGUUGAUCUAUCGAAAAAUAUGGAUCAUACGAAAUCUUUAAUUGAUAAAGAUAAAAUAUCAAUACUUCCAUCAUCAAAUAUUUUAUCAGUAUUAGGAAAACAUUAUUUAACAAGAGAAGAUUUAGAAAAUUUAAUACAAACUCGAUUUAAACAAGAAACUCCACGUGAUCGUGUUGUACGAUUUCUUUGGAAAGAUGAACUGAGUCAAUAUCCAAUCUAUGCAAAAAUAAAAGAUUGGCAAUGUACUGCUAUUGCUAUGGGUAUUGGUUGUCUAUUUGGAUUUAAUCGAAAAGAAGAAAUGAAACCUGUUUAUAUUCGUCAAACAUCUAUGUUAAAAUUUCAAGAUCGAUUAACGGCUGAGAGGGCUUAUCGACAAUUUAAUGUUGUUAUGUUUAUGAAAGAAGCAUAUAGAGUUGCAUUUCUUGUUCUAUUUAUUACUGAAACAAUUAUGACAAGUCAAUAUGCUAUUGAAGCUUAUCGUAAUAAAUCAACAAUAUAUGAUUGUAUACCAGGAGGAGCAUUAGUUGGUUUUACACUUAAAAUGUUUCAUAGUCCAUUGGCAGCAUUUGUUGCUACGAUACAAGGCAGUAUUAUGGGAUUUAUGUAUGGUUUUAUUCAUAAUGUUGGUUGUCGAUUAAUAAAUCGUACUUAUGAAGAUUUACAUUAUGAACAAGUUAUGAAAUGGAUCUUACAUCGAGAAAAUGCUGAAUUAUGGAGUGCUAAUUUAGAUGAAUUACCACCAAAUUAUAUGCCACAAGAACCAGAACGUACGUGGGGUCUUGGAUGGUUUAAACGAUAG
This is a messenger RNA of Rotaria sordida, 960 nucleotides long. The record is from the annotation of a GenBank genome assembly. Lineage: Eukaryota; Metazoa; Rotifera; Eurotatoria; Philodinida; Philodinidae.